AUGGGUGGCAGCCUCUUCACCAUCGACGGUGAGCCAUGCCGCCGACAACAUGCGAAAGCCAAGAGCAUGCUCAGCAGCCCGCGGAUCGUUGCCAGUAUGGCGGCCUACCUCUGUGGCAAGGUGGAGAACAACCUCCUCCCUUUGUUCACCCGCAUGGCGAUCGCCGACACUUCAUUCGACAUGCAAGAAUUGAUGUCGAGGCUUAUGUUUGACCUGGCUGCUACGCCUCUCUUCGGUGUGGAUCCAGGGCUCCUAUCCUCAGACAUGCCACCCAUGGACGCAGCGGUUGCCCUGGACAUGGUGAUGGAGGUGGGAUUUUUUAGGCUCAUGAUGCCAGCUUCUUGUUGGAAGUCGAUGAGGUGGCUAAAUAUCGGCCCUGAGAGAAAGCUUGACACGGCACGCAUGGUGCUACGAGAGCUCGUCCGGGAGAUGAUGGAGAAGAGGAAGAUCACCACAUGUCAUUUUGGACAUGGCAAGGAACAAGAGAGUGUGGAUAUUAUUUCUUCCUUCCUCGAAGACCCAGACUACGCCAAUGUUGACUUGCUCCAUGCGGUGAUCAUUAGCUACAUGCUCGCUGCGAGGGACACAAUUGCCACAACCCUAACAUGGAUCUUCUACAACCUUGCCCAAAACCCUAACAUCGUGUCAAUCAUCCGCAACGAACUUUCACCCAUUGCAUCACGCAAAGUAGCGGUAGGAGUGUGUACCCCAGUGAUCUUUGAGCCAGAAGAGACCAAAUCUCUAGUAUAUUUGACAGCCACCUUGUACGAGACUCUCAGGCUGUACCCACCAGCGCCUGUCUUGCGCAAGACGGUGGCCGUAGAUGACAUCAUGCCGAGUGGCCAUGAGGUGCAUGCCGGUGACACCAUUUUUAUUUCUGUCCACUCCAUGGGGAGAAUGGAGGCUGUGUGGGGUAAAGACUGCCUCGACUAUAACCCACAUAGGUGGCUCUCGGAUGAUGGCAACAACCUGAGAUAUGUACCAUCUCACAAAUUCUUGGCAUUCAACUCAGGCCCGAGAAUGUGCCUCGGCAAGGACAUUGCAGUUAUGCAAAUGAACACUGUCAUUGCUACAACGGUGUGGAACUUCGAUGUGCAACUGGUGAAAGGGCAGAGGAUACAGCCCAAGCCGUCCAUUAUACUGGAGAUGGAAAAUGGGCUCAUUGUUAAGUUGAAGAAGCGAGAAAUGUAA
This is a messenger RNA of Triticum turgidum subsp. durum (durum wheat), 1191 nucleotides long. NCBI's taxonomy places the organism in Eukaryota, Viridiplantae, Streptophyta, Magnoliopsida, Poales, Poaceae. The record is from the annotation of a GenBank genome assembly.